UUGGAUUUAGAAAAAAUCGCUUCACUAUCCAGUCGGCAACAGGACGGUCACGCCAUUCAAGGCAAGGCAGGACUCACGGAACUUCUUAUUUCACCGCAUCUCUUUUAUCAUGCUUUUCUCGAUCUCGUGUUCACUCGCCGUCUUCUCGCUAUUUACCAUUGCCCCACGGCAACUCCACUGUCGGACUCAUUCGCAUCUGGGGUACAGGGCAAAAUCCAAGAAUGGAGGACGUUCUCUACGCGACAAGCUGGAUCGGAUCGGUCUGAGUCUGCCAGCAGGACGAAGGAAGGCGGCCACGGUGACGCUCCUUACCUCCUUGGUUGA
Protopolystoma xenopodis is the source of this 324-nucleotide messenger RNA. Lineage: Eukaryota; Metazoa; Platyhelminthes; Monogenea; Polystomatidea; Polystomatidae. The record is from the annotation of a GenBank genome assembly.